AUGCCAGAAAUAACUUACACCCCCUACGACGCAACCCAAGAACCGAGACAACUUGAGUCCAUCCGCACGCUGAUAUCCACCGACCUCUCCGAGCCAUACAGCAUCUACGUCUACCGUUACUUUCUCUAUCAAUGGGGAGAGCUAUGUUAUAUGGCAAUGGACGAGGGAUCUAUGAUCGGCGUCGUAGUCUGCAAACUUGAGACCCAUCGCGGCGGGCCGAUGCGUGGGUAUAUUGCCAUGCUAGCUGUUAAAGAACGCUAUCGUGGUAAAGGGAUCGCCACGAAUUUGGUCAAAAUGGCGAUUAAAGCUAUGAUUGAGAGGGAUGCUGAUGAGGUAGCGUUGGAGACAGAAAUUACCAAUACUGCUGCCAUGAGGCUUUACGAAGGGUUGGGGUUUUUGCGGAGUAAGCGAUUGCAUAGGUAUUAUUUGAACGGGAAUUCGGCGUUUAGGUUGCUGCUACCGUUGAAGAGCCAGCAGGAGCUGGGGCAGCGGUACCAUGAGCAUGAGCAUGAGGAGUGCUGUGAACAUGAACAUGGGAAGCAUGAACAUGAGCACGAGCACGAGAGCGUGCACAGCAAAGACGACUGACACAUGACGUUACGUAUGACAGGUGCGGUAGUGCGAGAGAGAGAUGGAAAUUUAACCAUUACGAGGGGUUUUUCUUUUCCUACCGAGUAUUUAUUUAUAAUAACCCAAUUCCCGAUCCUUUUUUUAUUUUUUUAUGAAUAACAAAG
Tuber melanosporum (Perigord truffle) is the source of this 734-nucleotide messenger RNA. RefSeq lists its product as uncharacterized. Gene Ontology annotation, biological process: N-terminal peptidyl-methionine acetylation. The transcript has 3 exons. Lineage: Eukaryota; Fungi; Ascomycota; Pezizomycetes; Pezizales; Tuberaceae. The record is from RefSeq and is a predicted model, not a curated record. Gene Ontology annotation, cellular component: NatC complex. The coding region runs from base 1 to 588 and encodes 195 amino acids. Gene Ontology annotation, molecular function: protein-N-terminal amino-acid acetyltransferase activity.